GAUUUGUUAUAACCGAAUGCGCAAAUUCGCCCGGAAGCCUUUCACGGCUGCACCUGAGAUAACUUGUAGAAGAAUAACAUGGGCUAAUGUUUGCAUUUAAAUCUAUUUUCCGUGUGUACUUCUGUGGGUAAAAGUAGUGGCGAGGAAAGAUGGCUUCAACAUCCGACUCUGACAAACCGUCAGUUUCAAAUGUCGAAGAAAACAGAAGCCGCCUCUGCGAAGAGUUUGCUUCGAUCACGGGGACAGACAGCGCUGUGGCUCAGUGCUACCUGGCUGAAAACGAGUGGGAGAUGGAGAGAGCUUUGAACUCAUUCUUUGAAGCUGACAUGGAGAAAGUGUUUGAAGAAGAUUUUCCAGAGAGUAAGACCAGCCCCAAAAGAAAGAAACAAAAAGUUGAGGAAAAACCCCCAGGAGACUGUAUAGAUUUGACUGGAGACAGUCCAGCCUCUGCACGCAAACCCUCAGAUGAAGAAGACAGCAAUAAACUGUCGCUGAUCUCCUGGAACGUGGAUGGACUUGACACAGACAACCUCGGAGAACGUGCCAGAGGCCUGUGCUCCUUCUUAGUCUUAUAUACUCCUGACGUGGUGUUCCUACAGGAGCUCAUUCCACCUUACGUCCAGUAUUUGAAGAAACGGGCUGUCAGCUACCUCAUCAUAGAAGGUGGUGAAGAUAAUUACUUCACUGGGAUGAUGCUGAAGAAGUCACGAGUCAAAUUCCUGGAGAGCCAGAUAGUAACUUACCCCACCACACAAAUGAUGAGGAAUCUGCUUGUGGCUCAGGUGACUUUUAAAGGCCAGAAGCUGUGUCUGAUGACGUCCCACCUCGAGAGCUGUAAAGGUCACGCAGGGGAGCGGAUGAAACAGCUGCGAGUGGUGAUGCAGAGGAUGAGAGAGGCGCCUGAUGAUGUCACCGUCCUGUUUGGAGGAGACACAAACCUGAGGGACACUGAGGUUGCCAAGGUGGGUCUGCCCUCCAGCGUCUGCGAUGUGUGGGAGCGGCUGGGAAAACAGGAGCACUGCCGCUACACAUGGGACACCAAAGCCAACAACAACAAGAACGCUCCUUACGUCAGCCGCUGCCGAUUUGACCGUGUCUACCUGCGCCCGGCUGCCAAGGACGGCGUCCCACGCCUGGCCCCUGACCACAUGGCCCUGGUGGGGCUGGAGAAGCUGGACUGUGGACGCUUCACUAGUGAUCACUGGGGAAUCUACUGUAGCUUCUCUGCUCCGUAGAAACGCACAACACUGAUUGAAACUUGCCAGUUAAAGUUUUAGUUCUUUAAAGAUUACCUGUAAAUUUUUAUAUCUUGAUUUGAUUUGUUUUAUCUUAUACUGUGCCUCUUGUCAGACUCUUGACCCAAGCUUUUCUGUUGUAAAAUAGCCAAAUAAAAAAGAAAUCACCAAUAAAUGUUAAACAUCAA
Messenger RNA from Centropristis striata (black sea bass), 1423 nucleotides. RefSeq names its product tyrosyl-DNA phosphodiesterase 2b (gene tdp2b). The transcript is spliced from 7 exons. Gene Ontology annotation, biological process: double-strand break repair. Lineage: Eukaryota; Metazoa; Chordata; Actinopteri; Perciformes; Serranidae. Gene Ontology annotation, cellular component: PML body; cytoplasm. The record is from RefSeq and is a predicted model, not a curated record. Gene Ontology annotation, molecular function: 5'-tyrosyl-DNA phosphodiesterase activity; single-stranded DNA binding; protein binding. The coding region runs from base 150 to 1235 and encodes 361 amino acids.